AUGGAAGUUGAACAACAACCAUCAUAUACAUCGAAUUUUAUAAUUCAUUUAAAUGAAAAUGAAGAUAAUGGCAUUUCAUAUAGAUCAAGAAAAUCUACACCAAAAUUAGUUAAACAUUAUAUAUUAGGUGAAGUUUUAGGUGAAGGUGCUUAUGGUAAAGUUAAAGAUGGCAUGGAUUCAUUUACACAAAAAAGAGUAGCAGUUAAAAUAUUAAAAAGAGCAAGAUUAAAAAAGAUUCCUGGCGGGGAAGCAUCAGUUUUAAAAGAGAUUAAUAUUACAAAAAAGUUACACAAUAAACAUAUAAUCAAAUUAAUUGAUCAUUUCAUUAUAGAGGAAAAAGGUAAACUGUACAUUGUCUAUGAAUAUGUUGGUGGUGGAACUUCACAAAAUAUUUUAGAAAAUGCACCAAAUGGUAGAUUACCACCACACCAAUCACAAUUUAUAUUUAGACAAUUAAUUGAAGCAUGUGAAUAUAUUCAUUCACAAAAGAUAUUACAUCGUGAUAUUAAACCUGAUAAUAUACUAUUUACACAUGCAAAUGUAUUGAAAUUGAGUGAUUUUGGAGUUGCAGAGGAUAGUAGCCAAUUGGAAGAUUUUGAAUGUUUAUCAAGAAGUUAUGGUUCACCAGCAUUUCAACCACCAGAGUUAACACAAUUUCAAACUACAUUUUCACCAUUUAAAAUCGAUAUUUGGGCAAUGGGUGUAACAUUAUACCUUAUGACCAUUGGUAAAUUCCCUUUUUCCGGUGCAAAUAUGUUUGUACUUUUUGAAAAUAUCUCUAAAUGUAAAAUAGAAUUUCCAAAUGAUCUCGAUAAAGAUUUGGUUAAUUUAAUUAAAGGUAUUUUACAAGUUGAUCAUAUUCAAAGAUUUUCAUUAGGUCAAAUUAAAAAUCAUCCGUGGUGUAUUAAAUAUAUACCAGAGGUAGAACCAUUUGUGCCAUUAUUAGAAGAAAGUAAAUUUUUACCAUUAGAGAUGGCAUAUGGUGAUGAUGAAGGUGAUGAUGGUGGAGGUGGUAGAGGAGGAGGAGGAGAUGAUGAACUUAUUUUUGGUUAUGAAAAUGAUGGAAAUACAAUAGAUUUACAAGAUCCAGAAUAUAUACCCUCUAUAUCAGUGGGUGAUCAACCACCAUCAACUCCAAUAUUACAUAGUAGUGAUCAUCAUCAUCAUCAUCAUCAUAAUAACCAACAUCAACAUCAACAACAACAACAGCAACUACAACAAUCACAACAAUUUCAUGGUAAUGGAGAUAAUAAUUUAUUAUUUGAUUCAAAUAAUAAUUUAAUAUUUGAUUCAAAUAAUAAUUUAUUAUUUAAUACAAAUAAUAAUGAACAUUUAAUUAAUGGUUUACCAGUGCACCCAAUUGAACUCGACCCUGUAAAUAUUAAAAAGAGUUCAAUUGGUACAAAUAUUUCUGAUGUGGCUUUAAUUCGUGAGAAUUAUAUAUGCUCUGAUAAUGAUGCUAGUAGUGGUCAAGAUGAUGAAGACUAUUCAGAUGAUAAUGAAAUUAGUGGUGAAGAUUUAAAUCCAACAAAUCACCACCACCACCGUGCUGAUAGAGUUGGCUCACGUGAUAAGAGUUCAAGAUCAAGUAAAAGAAAGAAUAGUAGUAGUAAUAAUAAUAAUAAUAAUUCCACUUCUCCAAAAGUUGAAUUUAAUCCAAACCGUUCUUCACCUCAACCACCUUUAAGAAAUUCAAGUAAUAGAAGGCCAAAAAUUACUUUUGAAUCUCCACAUAAUAAGUCAAAAUGUAUCAUUAAUUAA
Messenger RNA from Dictyostelium discoideum AX4, 1761 nucleotides. RefSeq lists its product as hypothetical. The coding region runs from base 1 to 1761 and encodes 586 amino acids. Gene Ontology annotation, molecular function: protein serine/threonine kinase activity; protein kinase activity; ATP binding. Lineage: Eukaryota; Evosea; Eumycetozoa; Dictyosteliales; Dictyosteliaceae. The transcript has 4 exons. The record is from RefSeq and is a predicted model, not a curated record.